Molecule: messenger RNA, 498 nt
Organism: Kogia breviceps (pygmy sperm whale)
Lineage: Eukaryota; Metazoa; Chordata; Mammalia; Artiodactyla; Physeteridae
Product: fatty acid desaturase 2-like protein FADS2B
Biological process (GO): lipid metabolic process
Cellular component (GO): membrane
Molecular function (GO): oxidoreductase activity, acting on paired donors, with oxidation of a pair of donors resulting in the reduction of molecular oxygen to two molecules of water
Source: RefSeq, a predicted model, not a curated record
AUGCAAGUGAUGUACCUCCAAAGGUAUUGGGAGGACCUUGCCUGGGCCAGCAGCUUUUACAGCCGCUAUUUCAUCACGUUUGGCCCUUUCUAUGGAAUCUUCGGAACCAUGGUGUUCAUAUAUUUAGUCAAGUUUCUUGAAAGUCCCUGGAUUGCAUAUGUCACCCAGAUGAGCCACAUACCAAUGAAAAUGAGCAGAGAGGAGAACAAGGACUGGCUUAGCACUCAGGUCUUGGCCACCUGUAAUGUUGAACAGUCCUUUUUCAAUACUGACUGGGUCACUGGGCACUUGAACUUUCAAAUCGAGCACCAUCUGUUCCCCACAAGGCCGCGCCGUAAUUAUCACAAGGUGGCACCUCUGGUGAGAUCACUGUGUGCAAAGCACGGGCUGCAGUAUGUGAAUAAGCCCAUGUUGAAGGCAUUUGGAGACAUUGUCGGAGCCUUGAAGAAAUCCGCAGCCCUCUGGAUGGAUGCUUACUACACCCAUCCAGAAACAUGA